Messenger RNA from Panthera uncia (snow leopard), 5378 nucleotides. It is a transcript of the gene CRACR2A, whose product is annotated as calcium release activated channel regulator 2A. The transcript has 21 exons. NCBI's taxonomy places the organism in Eukaryota, Metazoa, Chordata, Mammalia, Carnivora, Felidae. The record is from RefSeq and is a predicted model, not a curated record. Gene Ontology annotation, molecular function: calcium ion binding; GTP binding; GTPase activity. Bases 852 to 3023 code for a protein of 723 amino acids.
GGGGCUCCAGGCACGCCACCGCCACUUCUCUGGCGCCGUGGGCUGGUGCUGCCGGUACACGGGUUGGGGCGGAGAAAGUGGAGCAGCCCCGCCUGGCAAGAGGCCACCUGACAGCUGUGAACUGAACCCACGGCAAGGGCGGGUCAGAGGGAAGGCAGCGAAGCCCAAGUCCUUGUGAAACAGAGUGAAGUCCAGGAUGGAGUCAGGGAGAGUGUCUCAGCAUGGGGACAGGGGUGCAGAAGCUGCAGCAGAGGGGUCAUCUGUGUGCCUCCUGCUGUCUCCUGGUUGUCAGAAGAGCCCUGGGACAGGGAAGCAGGUGGAAUGAACCAUUUUGCCCUAUGGAUGGACAAACACAUUUUUUAUGAUCUCUUAAAACUGCGAACGUCAUACCCUGACCACAGCUGCCCCUCAGGGGACUGGCCUGGAGCCAAAGUCAGGUCAUCAGGCUGCUUGUCAAGGGUGGAGCCUCAGCCACUUGCCACUUUUCCUCAUGAGCCCUGCCUGGGUGUCUACCUGGCACUCCCACUGCCACGUCUCUUCGUCUCAGAGCAGCCCAACCCGGAGGCCUGGGCUUCAGAGAGAGCUCCAGGAGAGCUCAGUCCUGUGUGCUGCCUCCCCGACCCCAGGCGUGGAAGCGGAUGCAAGGCUUCCUUCUGGAGGAUUCAGCCCUGAGGGAAUACAGACAACGGGAUUUUUUAGGGCCACAGCUGUGUACGCGUCUCUGUGCUGGCGGCUGCGUGCAGAUCCGAGAGAAGAAUCCCAAACCCGUCUUGUCCUCAAGUAACUCAGUGACAGGAAGAGGAGCAAAAAAUACAGGUUCUGCAAAGACUUGAAGAAAUUGACAAACCCGGAUGGCUACCCCUGACAGGAGAAUGGUCUCUAGACCCCAGAGACCUGGAAAGGGUCCAAAGGAAAGUGGGGCCUGCCUGAGUCCCCUGGACAACCUGGAGUGUAAGGAGACCCAGGAGCUGGCACCGGUAGAGCUGGCCAUGCUGAGCAAGGCACAGGAAUUCUUUCAGACCUGUGACACAGAAGGCAAGGGGUUCAUCGCCAGGAGGGAUAUGCAGAGGCUCCAUGAGGAGUUACCACUCAGCCUGGAGGAACUGGAGCAUGUGUUUGACGCCCUGGAUGCUGAUGGCAAUGGCUUUCUGACGCCAGAGGAAUUCACCACUGGAUUUAGCCACUUCUUCUUCAGCCAGAAUAAGCCAGGUCACGAAGACGCAGGCGAGCAGGUUGAACGGCUCCAGGAAGAGAAGGUAUAUCAGUCCAGAGGGGAAGAACAUGCGGGCGGCAUGGAUGAAGAUGAGGAGACUCAGUUCCAAACACUGAUGGACAAACUUGGAGCCCAGAAGGUUUCCGAGGAUGAAAGUGAUAUCAAGCAAGUCUGGCUGCAGCUGAAGAAGGACGAGCCUCACUUACUGUCCAAUUUCGAGGACUUCCUGACCAGGACCUUCUCUCAGCUCCAGGAAGCUCAUGAAGAGAAGAAUGAACUGGAGUGCGCCCUGAAAAAGAAAAUUGCUGCUUAUGAUGAAGAAAUCCAGCAUCUCUAUGAGGAGAUGGAACAACAAAUCAAGCAUGAGAAGGAGCAGUUUCUCCUGAAAGACAUGGAGAGGUUUCAGGCCCGCAGUCAGGAGCUGGAGCAGAAGCUGUUAUCCAAGGAGCAGGAGCUGGAGCAGCUCAUCCAGAAGCAGCAGCAGCUGGAAGGCCAGUGCACCACCCUGCAAAAUGAUGAGCUUGAAACCAAGGCUGAGAACACCAAGCUGAGAGUCACAAACCAGGAGCUGGCCCGGGAGCUGGAGCGGACCUCCCGGGAGCUGCAGGAUGCCCGGAAACAGCUGGAGAGCCUCCAGCAAGAGGCCCACCAACUCCAGCAGGAGAAGGAGAUGGAAGUGUACCGUGUGACGGAGAGUCUGCAGCGUGAGAAGUCGGGGCUUCUGAAACAGCUGGAUCUCCUGAGGGAAAGGAACAAGCACCUUCGGGAUGAACGGGACAUCUGUUUUCAGGAAGAUAAGGCAGCCAAGGCAAACACAGCUGCUUCCAAGGCAAACUGGAAACAGAGAUCUGGCUCUGUGAUAGGCAAAUAUAUGGAUGGCAGAGGGAUUCUUAGGAGCCAGUCAGAGGAGGAAGAAGAUGUAUUUGGCUUCUCGAGGAGGAGAAGCUCCCUGGGCCUGAGUGGAUAUCCCCUUCCAGAAGAGGAGCCAGGACCUGGGGGUCCGCUCACCCGGGCAUUCCGCAGAAUCAUCUCUAUUGAAGAAGACCCCUUGCCCCAACUCCUGGAUGGUGGCUUUGAGCAGCCACUGAGCAAAUGCCCAGAAGAGGAAAAGGUCUCCCAACAGAGGGCGGAAAGACAAAGCCAACAGGCCAGACCUUUGGAACACAUGCCUACAUCUCCUCGAGGGCAACCUAUUGGAAAAGAAGACCUGUCUAAGGAGGAAGCCUCUCCCUCCAUCCCAGACCGGCUCUUCAAAAUUGUGUUAGUGGGCAACUCAGCCGUGGGGAAGACAUCUUUCCUGAGGAGGUUCUGUGAGGACCGGUUUGCCCCAGGCCUGGCAGCCACUGUAGGCAUCGAUUACCAGGUGAAGAUGGUGCAUGUGGAUGGCUCGUAUGUGGCCCUGCAGCUGUGGGACACGGCCGGGCAGGAGAGGUAUUGCUGUAUCACCCAGCAGUUCUUCAGGAAGGCCGAUGGCGUCAUCGUCAUGUAUGAUCUCACAGCCAGACAGUCAUUCCUGUCGGUCCGGCAGUGGCUGAGCAGCGUGGAGGAAGCUGUGGGAGACCGCAUUCCUGUUCUUCUGCUGGGCAAUAAAAUUGACAAUGAGAAAGAGCGGGAAGUUCCCCGAGGCCUUGGAGAGAAGCUUGCCAAGGAGAACAAUCUGAUCUUCUAUGAAUGCAGUGCCUAUUCCGGUCACAACACCAAAGAGUCCCUACUUCAUCUAGCCAGGAUCCUCAAGAAACAAGAAGAUACAGCAAGAGAGGACACCAUACAGGUUGACCGCUCUGCCAAAAAGAAAUCCUGCUGUGGCUGAUAGGAGUCCUCCUAGGACUGUUCCACCCAGGCCUGGGGUCCUAGGAGCUACCCUGAAUCCUGCACAUAGGCUCCCACUUGGAUGCCUCCACCAUAACCCGCCCAAACCUUUGUCUGUGUCAGUGACUUGCCUCCACCAACAGGAAGGGAAGCACAUCUAGUCAGGAAAGCUGCUCUUGGAGCAUUUUGAAAUCUUCUCUCUCUUCUCUCUCUAGACCCCAGAUGCCCAUUUUCCCCCCAGCUUGGAUUUGUGGGGAAAAGAAACAGAUGGGAUUUUCCAGAAAAAUCACCACAUGCCUUCUCCACCUCCCUUCUGCUCCCCUUGCCCUUUGGAGCUGCAGCACUGUGGUUGCCAUGGCAACUGUGCAGGGCAGACUUGCUGCUUCCUGUAGGCCAAAGAUAAAGCACUUGGGCAGGGCCAGGGUGGUUGGUCUUCCCUUGGCUCCUCGGGACAUCAAUGGGAUGCUCUUGGCAUAUGCUUCGUGGACCUUGAGAUGCCCACACAGGUUGAGAAAAGCAAGCCAGGGCACCCACAUUCUAUUCCACACCCCACCUCCAGGGGCCCUGCUUCUUGCCAGGCUGCAGAACCCAGCCUCUAAGCAGCCAGCAUGUCUACUGUAUUUGUUCCCUUGGGGUCUCGGGAACAGUGCCUUACAAGAAACCCACAGCCUUUUCUCUCAACCACCCACCCAUGACCCUGACUCCAGGGUGGACUGCGGGUGAUUUAAGUAUUAAGUGUGUGCCCAUGAUUAGGGAGAGGGCUUCCUUCCUACUUAACUUUCACUAAGAGAUGAAAAGAAAAUUAGGGGGGAAAACCCAUCUGCUGCUAAACAGAGCGACCAUUGCUGGAGUAUAAAUAAGGUAUACAUAGCUCUGUGAAAGCCAUUUUCCAAUGUUUCUCAAAAUAGCUCUUCGGAAAAUUGUACAUGAUGAUUAAUGGGAUAGAUUGACAUGCAGGCAGUGAGACCCAGCACCAGGUCCACAGUUACUGACUUCAUUUUAUUUUAUUUUAUUUUUCCAGAGGACUGUAUUACAAAAAAGAAAGUGAGGCUGUGGUGUUGACAUAUAGCUGGUGUUUAAGAAGUAAGCAGAGUAUAGCUAUAGGCUUCAGCAUCCCUGUGACUCUACCAGCACAGGGCACUCACAUUGAGGGGAAUGAUCUGGGCCCAUGUGUGGUUCCUUUGUCUGGGUAGUGGUGAGUUCCCAGCCCCAGCAGUGCUCCAGCAUCACUGGGGUGGAGGGUGCUGGUAAAGGCAUUCUCGCCCUGGGUGGGGAGCUUGGGUGAAAAGAUCAUAAAGAUCACUGCAUAUUACUGCUCUAGGGCUGCAGGCCCAGACCCACAGGGAAGUGAGUGGAACCCACACCCAAUCAGGACAUGUAAGAAUAGAGAGGAGCAGAAAGUGUCCACAGGCCUCCAAGAAGAUUCAAGACAACUGUGCACAGCCAGCCAGGCAGAAGAGAAUCCUCUGGUCAGAGUUCCCUGUAGCCUCCACCCCAGACUCCUAAAAGCAUCAGUGCCCUGUGGGUCACCAGGCAAGUGCCUGCCUCCUUUUCGUAGGCUUUUCUUUCCCCCAUUUAGUGCUUGGAGGCACCAGGGAGCCCACGGAGGGUGUAGAACAAAAGCCAGCACUAAGUACCAGGAGGUGCCCCAUGGUCUUGGGCAAGUCAGCUCCCUGCCUGGGCCCCCUUCCCAUCAGUAAAAUGAAGCGUGGGCUAUUCAACACUUCUGGCUCUUCCUGCUCAGAAUGCUUAUGAUGACAGUAGGGGCUCUGGCCCCUAGUCCAAAUUUGAAGGGAACUCACAGGAAAUUCCUUUCUCUAAGAGAGGGCACUGGUGAUGGUCUCAUUAGUGGGAUGCAGGGGAUCACCCAGAAGUAGCCCUCCAAUAUCUGUGUGGGUGUGUGUUGCUGUGUGAUUAUAUGUUAUGGGGAGGGUGCAGAAAGAGGGUAGGGAUAGCCAUAAAGAAAGCAAACCAACUCUCCUGCUUCUGAAAACAAAAAAGCAGAGAUGGCAACUGGAAUUUGUGGGUCAGGCAGGCUAUACCUGGAGUUGCCCAGCCCACAUAUGCUUUUAUCCCCUAUACCUAGUCCCUGGUUUAGGGCUGCAUUUGUCCACUUCAGAAAAGUGCAUCUAGGGGUUACAGCAAGGUGGAGUGAUCCUAGUGCUGACCCACCAGGUAAACCCCCACAAAUCCUCAAAGGUCCAGGCAGAAAGAAGAGAGUAGGAAAGGUCUUUAGGCCCGUGCUGCUUCUUUUUCCAACUCCACUUGAGACAACUAUGCAUGAUGGCACCUCAGAGAGACUCUGAGAAAUUCUGUGUCCCCAGAUCAGAGCACCCCCCCUCUCCCCAUUCCUUUU